Messenger RNA from Desarmillaria tabescens, 1161 nucleotides. RefSeq lists its product as uncharacterized. The transcript is spliced from 8 exons. Lineage: Eukaryota; Fungi; Basidiomycota; Agaricomycetes; Agaricales; Physalacriaceae. The record is from RefSeq and is a predicted model, not a curated record. Bases 1 to 666 code for a protein of 221 amino acids.
AUGAACUGGCGAAAGUACGAGCAGGCAUGUAACUUUCAAGGCUAUGGUGAAGUCGGCACUCGUCUGUCUAUCCGGCAUGGUAGUAUCUAUCACGCCGUUGGUAGGGGAAGGCUUAGCCUGCCGAUCAAAAUGGUGAAAAGCAGACUGUGGUCUACGCAAUACGGUCUGAAAUGCCCGUUUUUACAGGUGAUGACUGAUGGGGCCGUUCUUUUUGAUACGAUCCAGAUGUUUUCUACUUGUUGCCGCGUUUUGCCCAUGUUCUUCACUUCAAAUUUUUGUCUCGGUACCGGACAUCGUAUCCAUGCGGUAGAGAAUGAGAGCUCCAACAAACGGGAGUUUUCUCAUUGGCAUCGAACAGGGCUAACGACCCAUAGAUGGGGUAAAGUCUUCGGCACAUACGAGACAAGAUUCGGACGUGCUGUCGUCAAGCUCGUUCUCUGGGAUAGCAUCUAUGCGAGUGUGAAUGAGAGGGCGCUUCAUGCUUAUGGGCCACAGGAGAAACAGACUAAUGUUUCGACGAGCGACAUGCGAACAUCUUUCGUCUGCCUCACGUUGGAUGAAUCGUUGCUGGAAAACCAGAAACGUAAUUUCGGGACCUCACGAAAUCCAGCUGCUAAAUUGCCGUUCUCGACAUCGACGCUUACCGCCCUUCCCGCACCGCACUAGGGCUCUCUAAGCGACAUCGACUUCUGCUCUCCAGAGGUAGCCCUUUAACUUUAUCUGCCGAGUAUAACUGACACAACUUCUAUAGUACCCGCAGUUACUAAAUUAAUACCCCGACGGCCGUAGGAACGACUCGUGAGCGGUCUAUGCAACAAGUAGCUCCCAGAUGUCUAUUUCGACUGCACGGAAUCCUAAAAACCGCAUCUUUCCUCUCAAAUAAACCAGUCUGCGCUACUGAACUACCUCUCCCUCUGCUCAGCCCCGCAUACAUCGGUGGCUGUUGCAAGGAAUAUCAUCCUACUCUCGAGGAGGGACAACAGCGUCGACUUCUGCAGUGGGAUGGGUAUGCCUCGAGCAUACCAUGACGUCUCGAUAACAUCAGCGACUCGUAAUCGCCCGACUACUGGCAAUGGAAGCAAUAUACAGCAUCCCAGUGACAGUUAGUCGCGCCUUCAUCCAGCCACAAACGCGUACACUCCUCACACUUUGAGCUCCAUG